This is a messenger RNA of Aedes aegypti (yellow fever mosquito), 2609 nucleotides long. It is a transcript of the gene Cdc16, whose product is annotated as cell division cycle protein 16 homolog. Lineage: Eukaryota; Metazoa; Arthropoda; Insecta; Diptera; Culicidae. Gene Ontology annotation, molecular function: protein binding. The transcript is spliced from 3 exons. The coding region runs from base 194 to 2545 and encodes 783 amino acids. Gene Ontology annotation, biological process: cell division. The record is from RefSeq and is a predicted model, not a curated record.
UCAAAGUUUGCCUCGCAUCUCGCGAAUCAAAACAAAACACGCCGCGUAGUUUUCCCGAAAUCGCGACCAAAAUAUCACUGUUUUACAAAGUUUUUUCGUUAGAAUUGCUCUCUAAACCACCGUAAACCAUCCAUCCAAUUGGGUGGCUCGUUCCUAAUUCAGUGUGGUCAGUUGUAACACCCGGAAUCAGGUUAUGCCCAAGCACAACGCCGCCGCCAAUUCCACCUUCUGCAGUGAAAGUAAUAUGCGCACAGACACAACAACCAAUCUUACCGGCGGAACCGGAUCGACAAUGGAACCGCAGCCAGCGGACGCUUCCGGACUGAUCGACAUCGACGGCUACCGGCGGCUGAUGAAGAGUUUCAUGGAUAUGCGCCGAUACCAAACGGCCCUCUUCUGGGCGGAGAAAGUGACCGUUUUGAGUAAUUACGACCCGCGGGACGUGUACUGGCAGGCUCAGUGCAUGUUCCUGCUGCGAGAGUACCAUCGGGCCGCGUACAUAAUUCGAAGCCGUGGUCUGGACAAGCGGAAUCUGCUCUGCCACUAUCUGGCCGCGGAAUGUCUCACAGAGGCCAAGGAAUACCAGGAAGCGCUGGAUAUUCUGAACUCAUCCGACUGUGAAGUGCUGGCUAACAAUUUGGGAACUGGACGGAAGGAUGAGUCCACUUUCGGGGAGGAUCCGGUGUUCGAUGAACCGAACAAAAGCGACGUUUUGGCCUCGAUAUACUUCCUCAAGGGGAAGAUCUUGGAAGCGAUGGACAAUCGGAUUCUGGCCAUGGAUUGUUACGUACAGGCCCUGCACCGAUCGGUGUACUGUUCGGAAGCUCUGGACGCCCUGGUCCAGCACGAGAUGCUCAUGGCCUGGGAGGAGAAGGAACUCAUGCAGCACAUUCCCAUGGACCAGCAGUGCUCCGAAGCGGAACGGAAAAUCCUCAAAAGGCUCUACGAGAGUAAGCUCAAAAAGUACUACGAAUCGAUCGCCCCAAGAACCAACAUCGAACAAACACCGAUAGGAACGAUGAGCACGGAUUUGCUGCACGAACUCACCGAGAAGAUGAAGAACAGCAAAAACAUCGAGAGCAACAAACCGGCCCCAGCUGCAGCCUCAUCCCUCCCCAAGUGUUUCACCACGCCAAUUCCGAACAAAAUUAUGUCCCCGGCCAAUAAGAUCCUGGACGAGAUUAAGAACUCCCCGUCCUAUUUGAUACAGUCGUCCCUUUCCAGAGCUUCCUCCAUCCUUGGAUCAGGAGGAGGUGGAACCGGAAGUGGUGGUGGUGGUGGAAGUGCUGCUGUCCGGCAAGAGACGCCCUAUCGGAUCAACCGGCCAAUCAGCAUGAAGAGCCCGUCGGCCAUCAACUUCCAGAGCUGCAUCGAUCGGUUGGACAGUUGUGUGGAUUUGGUCGUGUCGAAGGCGGAGAAGUUCUUCUACAACUGCGACUACAAGAAGUGCAUGCAGAUCAUCGAUGAAAUCCUCAAACGCGAUCCGUACCACAAGCGCAGCCUCACCGUCCAGAUCGGAUGCCUCAUGGAGCUGAAGGACUUCAACAAGCUGUUCUACGUGGCCCACAAGCUGGUCGACUUCUACCCGGACGAUGCCAUUUCGUGGUACGCCGUCGGGUGCUAUUACGAUCUGAUCGGCAAGAGUGAUCCGGCGCGGAGGUACCUCUCCAAGGCCACAACCCUGGAUCGCCUGUACGGGCCGGCCUGGUUGGGCUAUGGGCACUCGUUUGCCAAAGAGAACGAACACGACCAAGCCAUGGCCGCGUACUUCAAGGCGACCCAGCUGAUGAGGGGAUGCCAUCUACCGUUACUUUACAUCGGCGUGGAAUGCGGCCUAACCAAGAACCUUGAGAUGGCGGAGAAGUUCUUCUACCAGGCAAUGGCCAUUGCCCCGUUGGACGUCUACGUUCUGCACGAGUUGGGCGUCCUGAAGUACGAGUACGAACUGUACGAAAGUGCCGAGGAAGUGUUCCGAACCACUCUGGACAUGGUGCAGAAUAUGGCCAAGGCCAAUCGGGAGCCCAUCUCGGUUCGAUGGGAACCCUUGCUGAACAACUUGGGUCACUGCUGCCGGAAGAACAAGAAGUACGAAGAAGCGUUGGAGUUCCAUCGGAGGGCACUGUUCCUGAAGCCGUUGAGCGCUUCGACCUACACUGCUAUUGGAUUCGUUCAGGCCUUGAUGGGGAGUUUGGACGAGGCGGUCGAAUCAUUCCACAAGAGCCUAUCGUUGAGGAGGGACGAUGUGUUCACGACAACGAUCCUGAAGAAUGUCAUCGAAGAUCUGGCCAAAGAGGCUCCGCUGCCGUUCUAUGGGGAAGGGGAUGAAGGUGAUUUGGAGAAGGAGGAAGAUGAAGGGGACGACACGAGGGCCGAUGAUGAAAUGGAGGAGGAUGGCAAGCAGGUGACUCCCGGAGGAGGAAGCGGUGGUAAUGAUACAGGGGCAGAUGCAGUGCCCGUGCGGUUAAAGCUGAAGUUUGACGAGUACGACUCGAACGCUUCGCCGGUAAGUGACACCAGCGUGGACGAUAUGAGUAUGGACCUGUAGAGGCUGGGAAAAGUGAGUAUCGUGAGAUUCCUUUGUUUUAGUAAAUUACAUUGCUAAUUAUUAA